AGGUCCCUCAAAGGACUGCUUUAUAAAGAAGUUGUUUUUCCUCGGUGCCCGUUCUGGAUCUGUUGGAUGACCAAGCGGGGACGCAGUGACAAACAAAGCAUUCUGAACGCAACAAAGCCACUCAGCGCUCCUAUGUUGGUGAAAAAAGAUGAAAGAACAUGAUUUAGGAAAGGACUACCUGGCACCUGGCCCUGCGUAUCGGGCUGUACUGUCCAGAGAGACCUUGCCUGGCUCAGAAAUUGAUCCAUAUCAGCUCUCUAAGGUUCAGGAUGCCCUGGAGACUGCAGCACGUGCGGAGGGGGGCUUGCCCCUGGAGAUGGCCGUCUCACCCCACAGUAAGGAGCUGGAGGAGGACGCUGGGCGCAGCAAGUACCACCACAGCGUCAGCAUGCUCAAGCCUUUCCGCUCCACCAGCAAGCAUGAGCACCCAGUGGAUAACGCUGGCCUCUUUUCCUUCAUGACGUUUAAUUGGCUGACGCCACUGGCUGUCUGUGCCCACAAGAAGGGCCAGCUCUUCCUGGAGGAUGUCUGGCCCGUGUCACAGUGGGAGAGCUGUGAGGCCAACCGCCACAGGCUGACUGCUCUGUGGGAAGAAGAGUGUGAGGCGCGUGGGGACCAGGCCUCCCUGCGGCGUGUGGUCUGGCACUUCUGCCGCACCCGGCUGCUGCUGUCCAUCCUCUGCCUCAUGGUCACCCAGGUGGCUGGCUUCAGCGGCCCAGCCUUCGUGGUGAAGCGGCUGUUGGAGUACACAUCGCAGGGCGAGCCGGACCUGCCCUACGGCCUGCUGCUGGUGCUGGGCCUGCUGACCACCGAGCUGGUGCGAUCCUGGUCCCUGGCCCUCACAUGGGCCCUCAACUACCGCACGGGCGCACGCCUUCGCGGAGCCAUCCUCACCAUGGCCUUCCACAAGAUUCUGCGGCUGCGCAGCCUACGCGAGAAGUCCAUGGGAGAGCUGAUCAACAUGUGCUCGAAUGACGGUCAGCGGAUGUUCGAGGCAGCAGUGGUGGGCAGUCUCCUGGCCGGGGGGCCAGUGGUGGCCGUGCUGGGCAUGGUCUAUAACCUCUUCAUCCUGGGCCCCACCUCUCUGCUGGGCUCUGCUGUCUUCAUCCUUUUCUACCCUGCGAUGAUGUUUAGCUCCAGGCUGACGGCCUACUUCAGGAGGAGAGGCGUGUCCAUCACGGACAGUCGCGUGCAGAAGAUGAAUGAGAUCCUCAACUACAUCAAGUUCAUCAAGAUGUACGCCUGGGUCAAGGCCUUCUCACAAGCAGUCCGCCGAAUCCGUGAAGAGGAACGUGUGAUCCUGGAGAGAGCUGGCUACUUCCAGAGCAUUACCGUGGGCGUGGCGCCCAUCGUCGUGGUGAUCGCCAGCGUGGCCACUUUCUCAACGCACAUGUUGCUAGGAUACGACCUCAACGCUGCUCAGGCAUUUACUGUCGUAACUGUCUUCAAUGCAAUGACCUUUGCACUGAAGGUCACCCCGUUCUCUGUGAAAUCACUGUCUGAGGCAUCAGUGGCCAUGGAGAGAUUCAAGAGUUUGCUGCUGAUGGCCGAGGUGGAGAUGAUCCGCAAGCGGCCGCAGGACCCCAAGGUUGCCGUGGAGAUGCGGGGGGCGAGCCUGGCGUGGGAGAUGGUGGGCCAUAGUGCCCAGCCCACCCCGCGAGGGACGCCCUGUGUGGGCCUGAGCCAGAGGAAGACCCGGCGGAAGCAGCCGGCGUCCCCGCUGCGGAGCCCCGUGCAGGCGGAGCAAGUGGAGCAGGCGGAACAGCAGAGCUCCCAGCUGCUGGGGGACACCGGAGCCUCCAGCCCUGAGCACCAGCCCCACUGCAUCCCAACCGUCAGCCAGCGCCUGCAGAGGACCCUGCACUGCAUCGACCUCACUGUGGAGCAGGGGAAGCUGGUUGGUAUCUGUGGCAGCGUGGGUAGUGGCAAGACCUCUCUCAUAUCUGCCAUACUGGGACAGAUGACCCUCCUGGAGGGCACAGUGGCCGUAAACGGGGACUUUGCAUACGUAGCCCAGCAGGCCUGGAUCCUGAACGCCACGCUCCGUGACAACAUCCUGUUCGGCAAGGAGUACGAGGAGGAGAGGUACCAGGCGGUGCUGAGUGCCUGCUGUCUGAGGCCUGACCUGGCCAUCUUACCCAAUGCUGACCUCACAGAGAUUGGUGAGCGUGGUGCCAACCUCAGUGGAGGGCAGCGCCAGCGCAUCAGCCUGGCUCGAGCCCUCUACAGCGACCGUGCCAUCUAUAUCCUGGAUGACCCGCUCAGCGCCCUUGACGCCCAUGUGGGAAACCACAUCUUCAACAACGCCAUCAGGAAGCACCUGCGCCAGAAGACCAUCAUCUUCGUCACGCAUCAGCUGCAGUACCUGGUGGACUGUGAUGAUGUGAUCUUCAUGCGGGAGGGCAACAUCACUGAGCAGGGUAACCAUGAGGAGCUGAUGAGCCUGAAUGGAGACUACGCCGCCAUGUUCAACAACCUGCAGCUGGGAGAGGCCCCCCUCAUAGAGAUACCCACUAAAAAAUCAGGGAACUCACUGAAGAAACCUCUAGAAAAACCUAAAGCUGGAUCAGUCAAGAAGGACAAACCAGUCAGCAAAGACAACGGUCCGCUGAUGCAGGUGGAGGAGCGUGGCAAGGGCUCUGUGCCGUGGUCUGUGUAUGGCGUCUACAUCCGGGCCGCAGGAGGAGUGCUGGUCUUCCUCCUCAUCCUCCUCCUCUUCGUCCUCAACGUGGGCAGCACUGCCUUCAGCAACUAUUGGCUGAGCUACUGGAUCAAGCAAGGCAGUGGGAACACCUCGGUGCUAGUUGGGAACAGCUCGUUGUUGAGCGAGAGCAUGAGGGACAACCCUUUGAUGAGGCACUACGCUGCCGUCUACGCCAUGUCCAUGGGAGUCAUGCUCCUGCUCAAGUUUCUACGCGGCAUCGUCUUUGUCAAGGUCACACUAAGGGCGUCUUCAAGGCUUCAUGAAGAGCUGUUCCGGAAGAUUCUUCGAAGCCCGAUGAAAUUUUUUGACACCACUCCCACUGGCCGUAUCCUCAAUCGCUUCUCCAAAGACAUGGAUGAAGUGGACACGCGGCUGCCCUUCCAGGCGGAGAUGUUCAUCCAGAACGUGAUCCUGGUGUUCUUCUGCCUGGGCGUGAUCGGCAGCGUCUUCCCCCUCUUCCUGGUGGCAGUGGGGCCGCUGGUACUGCUCUUCAUCGCGCUGCACAUGGUGUCGCGAGUCUUCAUCCGCGAGCUCAAGCGCCUGGACAAUGUCACGCAGUCGCCCUUCCUGUCCCACGUCACCUCCAGCAUCCAGGGCCUGACCACUAUCCACGCCUACGGCAAGGGGGACGAGUUCCUUCACAGGUACCAGGGGCUGUUGGACCAGAACCAGGCUCCGUUCUACCUGUUCAGCUGUGCCAUGCGGUGGCUGGCUGUGCGGCUGGACGUCAUCAGUGUGGCCCUCAUCAGCAUCACAGCUCUGAUGAUUGUGGUCAUGCACGGACGCAUACCGCCUGCCUACGCCGGCCUGGCCAUCUCCUACGCUGUCCAGCUCACAGGACUCUUCCAGUUCACCGUCCGUCUGGCUACAGAGACGGAGGCUCGCUUCACCUCAGUGGAGAGAAUCCACCACUACAUCCAGUCUCUGGCCCUGGAGGCCCCAGCCCGGAUCAAGAACAAGGCUCCGCCAGAGGACUGGCCCAACGAGGGGGAGGUGGUGUUCGACGACACGGAGAUGCGCUACCGGGAGAAUCUGCCGCUGGUCCUUAAGAAGAUCUCCUGCACAAUCCGACCCAAAGAGAAGGUCGGGAUCGUGGGUCGGACAGGGUCAGGUAAAUCGUCUCUGGGUGUAGUCCUGUUCCGACUGGUGGAGCCCUGUGGUGGCUCCAUUAAGAUCGACGGGGUCAACAUAUGUGACAUCGGCCUGGCUGACCUGCGCAGCAAGCUGUCAAUCAUCCCACAAGAACCAGUGCUUUUCAGCGGCACAGUUCGGUCUAACCUGGAUCCCUUCCACCAGUACUCUGAAGAGUCCAUCUGGGAUGCCCUAGAGAGGACACACAUGAAGGAGUGUGUGUCUCAGCUGCCCCUGAAGCUGGACUCUGAGGUGGUGGAGAACGGGGAGAACUUCUCUGUCGGGGAGAGACAGCUGCUGUGUGUGGCCCGCGUCCUGCUGAGGCAGUGCAAGGUUCUGAUCCUAGAUGAGGCUACUGCUGCUAUGGACACAGAGACGGACUCCCUGAUCCAGGAGACCAUUCGCGCUGCCUUCGAGGACUGCACCACACUGACCAUUGCCCAUCGGCUGCAGACCGUGCUCAACUGCGACCGCAUCAUGGUGCUCAACCAGGGCCAGGUUGUGGAGUUCGAUGAGCCGUCCAGACUUCUAGCCAACGAGAACUCUCGCUUCUGCGCUAUGCUGGCCGCUGUGGAGAACAAGAUCUCUGUGCGUGGCUGAGAGAGGCGAGCGGGGUGUACUCAGUGCGCUCCGUAGAUGACGGGAGAGGACUCCUCCCUUCACCCUCCCAACAAGUUGAGCCCUGACACAACUCCCCUCCUUCUGCAAACACAACCAUGCACUGCUCUGCCCACAGCUUAGGGGGAGUUGUGCUGGCAAACUCCAUGGCAACAGGGUCCUGAGUGGAGGCCCUGGAGCUGUCCAGAAGAGAUGCCUUUUCAGAUAUAGCGGUCAUCUGAAAUGGUCAGGAUAUCAUCAUUACUGUAACAAUGUUCUAAGUAUUAGUGGGGAAAAGGGUUUACACAUAGCUGUAUUCAUUCCAUAAAGUCUGUUUUAUAGAAUAUAUCUCUAUAUGCAUAUAUAUAUAUAUAUAUAUAUAUAUAUAUUAGGUGAAAGGAGAUAUAUACAUGGUUUAUUUUGUAAAGCCUCUGUAUGUAAAACCAUAGUUAUGUCUUCUGUGUCUUCUACCACUCAUGUCCUCACUUUUUUUUUGGAUGUCAGGGUUCGUGACUUGAACCCUGAACCCCUGGCUCAAGCAACUGGGUGCAACAGUCCCAAAGGGAAGUUGCACCCAAAGGAGGCUGGGGGAUAGGGGGACUCUGGCUGAAGCCUUCUCUGUCAGUCACUGGUACUGGGUCUUUGGGUAGAGGGGCCAUUCAGCAGACUGACGGAGAGGCUCUUAGCUCUUUUGCGGCCUGUAAAGGCCAGCUUGGCACUGAAUUGACUGGAGGGUUCUCUCCGAGAGAGACAGAGAGACCAUGCUGCUCACUCCCAGUGUCCUUUGCGUCUCGCACCGGGGGCAUGACCUCGACCCCUACGUGAAGAGGCCUUGUACAUUAUUUGACAGCCUAUUUCCUUUUGUUAAUGCCAUUUCUUCCUUUUUUUAAAUUCUUGAUGAAGUUUUUUUAUUAUUAUUUUUUAUUAUUAUUUAAUGCCGUACUGUUAACAGGCUGUGCUAUUGCCCUUGCAUCUACAGUGCUACUGGCUGGUCUCCUCAGCCUCUUUUUGUUGGUUUGAGGUCUCUGACUGAUAUUAUUUGUUUCCUUUUCUCUUGCUUUGUUACAACAGAUGCCAGUCAUGCACAAUCUGUUUUUUUUUUGGCUGGUGUUGCACUGCUCAGAGCAGGCUGACUUUUCCAUUCCUGUUUUCUGUUAUUGUAACCUGUCUUACAUGAUAAAGAUAAAGAUAUGGCAAACGGGUCUUUGAGAAGACCUUCUGCAGAAUGUCCAUCUGUAUGUCAUUUCUAUUACAUUUUUAUAGCCUUAGCAUGACUUCAUCAUUGCCUUGUGAUGGGGAUUGGGAUGACCAAGGGUUCUCUCUUCAAAACAAAAAAAGUCAAUAAAAUUAUUUUAGGGUUACA
Alosa sapidissima (American shad) is the source of this 5795-nucleotide messenger RNA. RefSeq names its product ATP-binding cassette, sub-family C (CFTR/MRP), member 5 (gene abcc5). NCBI's taxonomy places the organism in Eukaryota, Metazoa, Chordata, Actinopteri, Clupeiformes, Clupeidae. The transcript is spliced from 29 exons. The record is from RefSeq and is a predicted model, not a curated record. Gene Ontology annotation, molecular function: ATP hydrolysis activity; ABC-type transporter activity; ATP binding. Gene Ontology annotation, biological process: transmembrane transport. The coding region runs from base 149 to 4435 and encodes 1428 amino acids. Gene Ontology annotation, cellular component: membrane.